Molecule: messenger RNA, 2031 nt
Organism: Octopus sinensis (East Asian common octopus)
Lineage: Eukaryota; Metazoa; Mollusca; Cephalopoda; Octopoda; Octopodidae
Product: junctophilin-1
Exons: 4
Cellular component (GO): endoplasmic reticulum membrane; plasma membrane; junctional membrane complex
Source: RefSeq, a predicted model, not a curated record
CUCAUUUCUGCAGGUACAUAUCAAGGCCAAUGGCAAAGAGGCACUCGGCAUGGUUAUGGUGUGAGGCAGAGCGUACCUUAUGGACUGGCCUCACAUUACCGUCCCAAGGCCUUACGAGCAUCCCUAACGUCCUUAAGAAGUGAGAACGAAGAUGAGCAGGUUGUCAAAAAUCGGGAUCGUAAGCUCGAUGAGAGCCGUGGCGGGUUUGUGUUGAAAGCUCGAAGUGAUGAGACCCCAACUCAGCCUCGACGUUCCAUCUUUGACAAGCAAGGAAAAUACAGUUUGCGCAAGACUCUCAUGUCUGGCCUGAAACUGAAAAAACAGAAAAGUACUGGUGAUAUAAAUGAUUCUCCGAAGCGUCAAAGCGGAUCCGUUCGUAGCACCAUCAGCAACAUUAGCCAUGUUAGUGCUGACUCCACACAGUCUGGAAUGACCAACACAUCGAUGUACACAGAUAGCAAUCUAAGCUUUGUGAGUCAGGACGAUAUCACAGACAUCAAUGUAACAGAAAGCUAUAUGGGGGAGUGGAAGAACGACAAACGGUCUGGUUUCGGUAUCAGUGAGCGAUCAGAUGGCCUCAAGUAUGAAGGGGAAUGGUAUAAUAACAAAAAAUAUGGAUAUGGGGUCACCACUUUUAAAGAUGGCGCCAGGGAAGAAGGAAAAUAUAAAAAUAAUAUUUUGAUAUCUUCUGGGAAGAAAAAUAAACUUUUUUUGAUACGGACCUCUAAACUUCGUGAGCGUGUGGAUAACGCACUUGUUUCUGCACAAAGAGCUGCACAGAUAGCAUUACAGAAAGCUGAUAUAGCAAUCACUAGAAUGGCUAAUGCCCGUUCAAAAUCAGAGCAAGCUGAUCAUGCUGCGUCAUUGGCUGGUCAGGACUCAGAUAUUGCACGUAUGAAAGCUAAAGAAUAUGCUCCAGAGUUUAUCCAACCUGGAACUGAUAUUUUGAAUAAGAAAUUACAAGAAAACCCAGAAGAUAAUGAAUAUUGCCAUAUGAAGAUUCUUCCAAAUAACCAUUCUGCACAUCAAAGGUCAAAAAAUAUAAUGGGGCAUCAGUCACCAGAUGACUUAAUGGAGUCUUCCCACAUUGGAUUAACCGCUGGCCUUGAUUCUACUCUUCCAGGCAGCUACAACCCUGGUAUGCCAGAUGGUAUGAACUAUUUAAAUGAUGCCUAUCCACACACCCAGUUAUCUGCCACACGAAACACUGAAAAAACUGCAAUAUCAAACACUCAACCCUCUCGUAGCCCUUCUUUGAAAAUCCGUAGGUAUAGUUUUCUUGCAGGCUCAAGAAGAGGAAGAGGAUUCAGUGAAUUAUUCAACUCUACGAUUCUGAACGACCAUUUUGAUCAGUAUUGUUCAGCCGUCAAAGAUGAUAGCUUGGGUAGAGACCUUCUGAAUACGGCCAGUCAUCAGCAGCAGCAACGUCAUCAUCAUCAACAACAACAACAAUUAAAGCAACAACAGCAACAGCAGCAGCAGCGGAGUUGUGGUCCUGCAAGUGAUACCUCACCAGAUUCAGGAGUGUCGGAAACAAUGGAAGAGGAUAGCAAACACCGUCCAUUGCAGAGGCGCCGUACGCUGCCCUGCAUAAUUAAGCGAGAUGAAGAAGCCGAGAAUGAGAAACAGCAUUUAAAAGAAAAUCAGGCAGCAGUCAGUAGUGAAAACUUGGCGACAAAGAACCCAGAGACAAUUGUCAUUGAAAAUGGUAUAAGGAAAAGAAUCAAAACAGAGACCAACAGACAAAAUAAUGCUGACAGUGGGGUGCCAAUUAAAUCUUACACUAUUGAAAGCCAAAGGAAUUUAACUAAAGUUUGUAAUCCUGGUAGUCUCCCCGACAUUAAUAUUAUCAAGACACGGUCUUUGAUAAAACCGAUGCCGAGAGAAGAAGCUUAUAAGUUGUCGUCUCAGAGAAGAGAAGAGCUCCGUCACUUACAAGAGAUUGAUGAGCGCCGUAAGCAAGGCGAUGUGUCUGUUAUUCUUGGUGAUGUCAAGGUUUGCAUUGCCUUCAGUAGUAAUACCAUUUCAUAA